UUUUUAUUUCGGGUGUCCGCUUUGAAGUCCAAUGCCGCCGCAACGGGAACGCGGAUAAAUAACGGUAGUGCGACGCUAGAGAGGAGAAGAUCUGGCAUGCAGCUGGCUGGCUGGCCGGCUGGCUGCUCACACGCCUCCUCCUCUAACUCCAAUUCCAGCUGCAGCUCCAGCUCCAAUUCCAAUACCGAUUCCAGCUUCAAUUCCAAUUACACACAUACCUUUACGUAUCACGACCAGGGCUACAUCUUCUAUUACAAUUCCUAUCGCAUAUCCUGAUCUCCUGCAACUUCAACAUGGACGACGAGAUAUGCAAUCCGCAAUUAUGUCGCAUUUGCAUCACAUCGCACACAAACUCUAUGCAAAUGAUAUCCAUAUUCGGCGAGGAUUCGCUUUGGCAAAAGAUCACCACAUUGGCGGAUGUUAAGAUCGCCAAGAACGACACAUUGCCGCAACAGGUGUGUGUGAACUGUGCCAAGACGGCCAUUUCGGCGUGCCUGUUCAAGAAGAAGUGCGAGGAUGCGGACAACUUUUAUCGCCAGCAGCUGCUGAUCAAGAAGAUCGAGGGCCACACCGCCGAGCUAAAGGCCGAGACGGUGCUCGACCAGCCGGAGCCGGCACCAGCUGCCGAAUGCCUAACAGCUGCCGGGCUGCCGGCGAAGAGCGGCAGCAACAGCAGCGCCAGCGGCAGUGCAAGCGCCAGCAGCAGCGGCGGCGGCGGCAGCAGUAGCAGCAGCAGCAGCAGCUCCGACGACGACGACGACGACGACGACGAGGAGGAGGAGGUGGAGGAGGAGGAGGAGGACAAUGCGAAUGGCGCGGGCAAUCCGGAUGCCGAUGGCCAUGAGAGCGAUGCGGUCGAGGCACGGCCACAGAAUGGACAGGCCAAGAGCAAUGGCCAUCAGCAGGUCGUAGAGCAGCGCCGGGAGGAGCAGGAGCCGAAGCGGGAGGACGACGAACUGCAGCAAGCUGACGCUGACGAGCAGCAGCAACAAUUGCAGCAGCAACAAUUGCAGCAGCAACAGUUGCAGCAGCAACAGUUGCAGCAGGAACAGUUGCAGCAGGAACAGUUGCAGCAGGAGGAUGGCGAAAUGCCGGAGCAUAUGCCCUUCAACUCGAUCCGCCUGAUGCAGGAGUAUAUGCAGCAGCGCAUGAACAAGUUUCCCAAUGGCAACGGGCAUGUGAUGGUUGCCGGCGGCGAUGUUCAUGACGACGAUGAUGAUGACGACGAGGACGAGGAUAUGUCGUUGCCAUUGAUACCAGAAAUUGAGCUGAUAACACCCUCGGAUCCGGAUCCGGAUCCGCCCAUGAUGCCCAACAGCGAUACGGAUGCGCCUGGCCUGGCCAAUGGAGCUGCCGCCGGCGCUGUCCAUGGAUCAGCCGGCGUCGGCGUCGGCGUUGGCGUUGGCAUUGGCGGCGCAUGCGUUGGUGGCUUCCAGUGUCCGCACUGUUACCUGAUCUUCGAGAUGAAGCAGAUACUCAAGGCGCACAUGCAGAGUGUGCAUGGCGCACCCGGACCCGUCUACGAGUGCACCAAUUGCCGCAAGACCUACUUCUACAAGCGUUUCCUCGAGAAGCACAUCCGACGUGGUCGUUGCGUCAAGAAGCGACGCAACCAGACCCGGCCCAUGCAGUGCUCCGAUUGCCAUGUCCUCUUCCCCACCGGCCAUCAUCUGGGAUGGCACAAGCGCACCGGCUGCCCAUCCAAGGCGGCCAAAAUGCCCUUGCAGCAGCUCUUCAAGCAGAAUAUUGUGCAGUUCAACAACUUUCCGAAGCGUGUGGUGCCGCGCAAGCCGCCGCCGCCGCCGCCGGACAAUGCUGCACUGCAUCUGAACAAUCGCAAGCUGGGCCUGACGAACAAGCGCAAGGGACGCACUCGCAUCAAGCUGGACGCCAAGAAGAUCGCCCUGGCCAAGCAGCUGAUACUGCGCGAGGCGACCACCACGGUGAUUGCCAACGAGCUGAACAUCUCGCGCACGUUCGCCUGGCGUCUGCGCAAGAGUCUCGUGAACGGUGUCAGCCUGCACGAGCGUGUCGUGGAUCAGGCUCUCGAGGAGCAGCAGCACCAGCAGCAGCAGCAGCAGCAGCUCCAGCUGCAACAGCAACUGCAGCAGCAACAGCAGCAGUUGGAGCAGCAGCAGCAGCUGGAGCAGCAGCACCAGCAGCAGCUGGAGCAGCACGAACGCCAGCAGCUCACGUUGCCAUAUGGCCAUCUGGGCCUGGGCCUCAUCAAGGAGGAGCAAAUGGACAGCGACGACGAGCAGCACGCGGCGCUCACCAUUGUCGACGAGCUCGAGCCCGACGACGGACAUGGCCAUGGCCAUGGCCAUGGCGAGCGAGAUGGCCAUGGCGAGCGAGAUGGCGAUGGCGUUGUCGAGGGCGAGGGCGAGAACGAUGGCAUUGGCGAUAUUGGCGCCGAGGAGACGGCCGGCUAUGCCGGCGACGAUGAUGUCUGCGGCCUGCUGCACAACGGCUACGAUAUGCGCGCCCAGAUGGAGGAGCACAGCCCCCUGGCCGAGGGCGAGGACAUGGAGCACGAGCUGCACUCAAAGCGCGCCAUUUCCCUAUCGCCGACUCCCAUGUUGCCGGCACGCGCCGAUGUCGAAGCCUAUCAGCGACUCCUGGCGGAAACGCAUCGCUUUCCGCACAUUGUCAAUGCCCAGCAGCUGCAGCUCCAGCAACAGCAGCAACAACAGCAGCAGCAGCAGCAGAAGGUCGCCCACAAUGGAACGCUGCCCAUGUUGACGCGUUAUCCGCCCGCCGUUGCUGCGGCCAAUCAUGCUUUGCCUGUCAACUUGUCCCUGCGCUCGCUGCCGCCGAUGAACAGCAAUGAGAGCAAUGGCAGCUCUGGCAGCAAUGUUACCGCGUCCAACCCGCAUCAUCAUCAACAGCCGCAGCCACCGCCGCCGCCUCCGCAGCAGCAGCAGCAGCAGCAGCAGCCGCUGGCGCAGAUCCAUCAGUCUGGCAAAAAGCCGCGCAAGCCGAACGUCUUUAUUGAUGAUGAGAAAUAUGCCAUGGCCAAGCUGUUGGUGGCACAGAACGCGUCCACCAUGGAGAUAGCGCGCGCCCUGAACGUCUCCCAGAUGACGGCCUGGAAGGUGCGUGAUGCCAUAUUGAAGGGCGUGCCGCUCUCCUAUCGUAACAAGCGCGCCGAGGGGCGUGACGAGGCGGCCGCUCUAGCUGCCAAGGAGCAGCAGCAGCAACAACAGCAACAACAGCAACAACAACAGCAGCAACAGCAGCAGCAGCAGCAGCAGGAGCAGCAGCAGCGGCAUCAACAGGAGCUGCAGCGUCAGCAGCAGCUGCAAGAGUUGCAGCAGCAGCAAAUGGAGCUGCUCAAACAACAGCAGCAGCAGCAAAAACAACAGCAACAGCAGCGCCAGCAGGAAUUGCUGCUGCAACAGCAGCAGCAACAGCAGCAGCAGCAGCAACUGCGUCACACACCAGCGGACACAUCACAUUAUCAGCAGCAGCAGCAGCAGCAGCAGACGCCGCCUUUGAAUGGCGGCAAGAUGUUGCAUCCGCGUCGCCGCUUGAAGGCCGCCGAGCGCGAGAUGCGCGACAAGGAGAUCACACGGGAAAUACUCGAGCUGAUCAAGGAGGACAGCAACAUACAGUACUGGAAGGUGUCCGCCCGCCUGGCCGAGAAGGGCAUCAAUAUAUCGCCGUCGUCUGUCUGCCAGAAGCUCAAGUCGAUGGGCAUCCAUCGGCGCUGGAAGCCCGGCGACAAGCCGCCCAUGCUGGCCAUCAGUCAGUUCAAGGCGGCCACGGUUGCCGCCGCCGCCGCGGCGGCCACAUUGGCGGCGAAUGGCGCCGGCUUUGGUCUGCCGAAUGGCGUCAAUGUGGGCGUCGGCUCCAUGGUCGACGAUGUCUACGAGCAGCAGCAGUUCGACAUGGGCGGUCCACAUUUUCUCAGUGCCUUUACGCGCUAGACGCCGAUAACGAUGCCGAUAACUAUAAAUGUGACGUUGACGAUAACGAUAGCGAUAACAAUGACCAGGACCAGGACCAGGACAAGGACAAGGACGAAAACAAUGGCAGCAAUUAAAACUAAAAUUAAUGGACAACACGAUAAUAACUAUUUUGAUAGCUUUGAUAUCGGUAUUGGUAACAAUAAGUCUAACGAUAGCAAUAACGAUAACGAUAACGAUAACGAUGACGAUGAAGAUGACGAUGACGAUGACCUGGACGCUUAUGCCAACAGUGACAUUUUAAAUGUUAACUGAAACUUGAUGGGCAACACGAUAACAACAAAUAUGACAAUUUUGCUAUCGAUAAUGGCGAUAACGAUGACAUGAACAUGAUAAAUGAUAUCGAAAGCGAUUUAUUGACAAUUGCAACAAAAAUAACAAUAUCGUUAACGAUACCGAUCAGAAUAACCGAAGAGCGAUGUCCAUAGCGAUAACAAUAUCUGUUACGAUAGUGUUAUCGGCACCGAUAUAUCGUCAGAGAUUGACAACUAUGUUGGCAAUGACCAAUUUUAACUUUUGGUAUCACGUUUAUAAUAUUGCUUGCAAUAUCGAUAGGAAUAUCGAUAACGAUGACGUCACAAUGGACUAAAGCAACAACGAUAACAAAGACAAUGACUAAACGAUUACUUUAACUACGGUAACAGUAACAGCAGCUGUGACAGUAACAGUAACAGCAACAGUAACAGCAACAGUAACAGUAACAGCAAGAGUUAAAGCAACAGCCACAGUAACAGUCAGUCACAGUAACAACAGUAACAGCUA
This is a messenger RNA of Drosophila montana, 4730 nucleotides long. RefSeq lists its product as uncharacterized. Lineage: Eukaryota; Metazoa; Arthropoda; Insecta; Diptera; Drosophilidae. The transcript has 7 exons. Gene Ontology annotation, molecular function: zinc ion binding. Gene Ontology annotation, cellular component: nucleus; cytosol. The record is from RefSeq and is a predicted model, not a curated record. Bases 294 to 3929 code for a protein of 1211 amino acids.